Molecule: messenger RNA, 876 nt
Organism: Scleropages formosus (Asian bonytongue)
Lineage: Eukaryota; Metazoa; Chordata; Actinopteri; Osteoglossiformes; Osteoglossidae
Product: coatomer subunit zeta-1-like
Exons: 9
Coding region: 79-615 (178 amino acids)
Biological process (GO): retrograde vesicle-mediated transport, Golgi to endoplasmic reticulum; intracellular protein transport; intra-Golgi vesicle-mediated transport
Cellular component (GO): COPI vesicle coat
Source: RefSeq, a predicted model, not a curated record
CUCGUGAGUCACAGAGACCUGCGGGGAUCGUUAAAUGACAGCUCGACUCUGUCCACGUCAACAGCGAGACACGCCGCCAUGGACUUUAUGGCUCUGGAGCCGUCCCUCUACACAGUGAAAGCUGUUUUAAUUCUGGACAAUGAUGGAAACAGACUGUUAUCAAAGUACUAUGACCCUCAGCUUUACCCCUCCAUAAAGGAACAGAGGAAUUUUGAAAAGAACGUGUUUAACAAAUCCCACAAAGCAGACAAUGAGAUAGCGUUCUUGGAGGGGAUGACAAUUGUUUACAAAAGCAGCAUCGAUGUCUUCUUCUACGUAGUGGGCAGCACGCAGGAAAAUGAGCUGAUGCUGAUGAUGGUGUUAAACUGCCUGUUCGAGUCACUCAGCCAGAUCCUGCGGAAGAAUGUAGAGAAGCGCUUUCUCCUGGACAACAUGGAUGGCGUGUUCCUCGUGGUGGACGAAAUCAUCGAUGGGGGGGUGAUCCUGGAAAGUGACCCACAGCAAGUUGUCCAGAAGGUCAACUACCGGAUGGAGGAGGGGCCGCUGUCGGAGCAAAGCGUCGCUCAGGUUUUGCAGUCUGCCAAGGAUCAAAUCAAAUGGUCAAUACUGAAAUAGGAUAUUUAAAUGGAAAAAGGAGAGACUCCUUGUAUCUCAUUGUGCAAUAAAAUUGUGAGGCUAUACACUUGUUAUAUAAUUAUGUGCCUUUGAAACUUGCUAUUACAGAAAAAUGUGGAGUUUGCUUUUGAAGGGAGUGUUUUCAAUAAAUGUGUAAAUAAACAUUUUGCUUUUAAUAGAAAUGUAUCGUAAAUAAGAAAAUAUACUGUUACUUUCGUAUUCAGAGCUAAUUUGUCAGAGCGUCUGCUGAUAAAUUUCAGC